Molecule: messenger RNA, 1853 nt
Organism: Malania oleifera
Lineage: Eukaryota; Viridiplantae; Streptophyta; Magnoliopsida; Santalales; Ximeniaceae
Product: F-box protein At4g22280-like
Exons: 3
Coding region: 277-1635 (452 amino acids)
Molecular function (GO): protein binding
Source: RefSeq, a predicted model, not a curated record
UGCUCCUUCUGAUUUUAUUAAGCUUUCACUUUUUUCAUAUUUGAGUUUUAUUUGAUAUUUUCAGCAUCGGGAGUGAUGAAAAGCUUUCUUCUACUUUUUCAGUGUUUGAAGAUUCACAAACCUUGCUUCGAAAUGAGAGAAAGUGGAGUAAAAUGCUUCACUUUCCAAACUCUAAAACCCUAAAACCUAGUUGAGUCUCGGGGGUUGAAUCAAUCCUCCUUGCACAGCCUAGCUCCGAAAUUUUAAUGGAUUGAGCUGCUAUAUCCGCAGAAAUUCAUGGGGGAUUCGCUGCAGAAACGCAAGAAGGUUCUUGAGGAUGCCGAAGAUAGGAUCAGCAACCUUCCAGACUCCCUUCUCUGUUACAUUCUCUCUUUUAUGCCCACAAAAGAUGCAGGUAGAACAAGCGUCUUAUCCAGCCGCUGGAAGUACCUAUUCAUCUUCAGCUCUAAUCUCGAGUUCUGCGAUUCUUGCCGCAACAUAGAGUCCUGUCCCAGUUUCGUGAAUUUCGUGUAUAGAGUGUUGGCUCUGCGUGGUUCAUUGCAUGUGAAUCGAUUUCGUCUUCUAUGUGAUGUGAGCGAAGAUGAUCCACAUGUUAAUACCUGGAUAUCUGCUGCUGUAUGCCGUAAUGCUCAAGAACUCGAGAUUGACCUAUGUAUAUCUUAUUAUAAUCUGUUGACAACAGACACAAACUUAGGUUUGCUGCCUUACGACCUCUUUACUAGUAGAACGCUAGUCGUUCUAAAAGUGGGUGUGGAUUGUGAUCUCAAUGUUCCUAGUAACGUUUCUUUACCACGGCUGAAGACCCUUCAUCUUGAAUCUGCGUUUGUUGUGUACGACUCCUUUAAGAGGAUCUUAUCCGGCUGUCCUGUGCUGGAGGAUUUGCUUAUAUAUGAUGGCUGUAGGUUUAAGCAUAAGGUAGAAGUUUUUGAGAUUUCAAUUCCUACACUUAGAAGGCUUACAUUGGUGUUGCGAAAAUUGUACUCUGCUGAAUUUUAUGACUGUGAGGUAGCAAUUGACGCUCCACAUCUUCAAUACUUACGUUAUGUGGAUACGGUGGUCAAAGGCUAUACUUUGAAGGAGCUAACCUCUCUAGCUGAAGCUGAUAUAUGCAUUGCACUGGGUGAUGAUCAAGAGAGUGGCCCAAAUAGGUUAUCUUAUGGUCUACCCGUUGGCAAAUUUUUUGAAGCAAUCUCUAAGGUGGUGUUUCUUGGUUUAACCAUAUGUUCUGUGUCGGUUCCUGAAGUUACUCGAUGCCCUCUGCCUACAUUUCCAAACUUGACCCGUUUGAAGCUUGCGUACAACCAUGAUAUCGGAUUGAGAUUGCUGCCAGAAUUACUUUGCUGUUCACCUAAUCUUGAAGUGCUAGUCAUUGAACAUGAUUAUGAAGAUGGUGAUGGGAGUUUGAUGAACUUACCAAUUCGUCCGGCUAGUUGUGUAUCAUCACAUCUUAAGGAAGUUGAACUUAAGCAUUUCACUGGGAAGAAAGUUGAAUUGGAGCUGAUAGAGUAUUUAUUAGGGGGUGGAGAGGUUUUGGAGAAGAUGACGAUUAGAUUUUCUUCUCUAGAGUGCCCUCAGAGCAAAAAAUUAUUGGCAUUUCCAAGAUGCUCAAGGACCUGUCGUGUCUUCCUCACUUGAAAAACUAAAAGACGAGACAGAAGAUCUAAAACAUUUGUGUUGUAUGAUCUAAGCUGUGUGUAAAAGAAAGUGCAUAAUUAGUGCAAUGAAGCAAAUGUGAAGACACUGCUACAAUUUUGCAAAACCAUUGGUAUUGGGAUGUAUCAUUUCAUUUUUCUUUUUCUCCCUGGUUUCAAUGUAUCUUGUUCCUGUAGGCAUCCCAGUUUGACUUUUGAUUC